Molecule: messenger RNA, 819 nt
Organism: Colletotrichum lupini
Lineage: Eukaryota; Fungi; Ascomycota; Sordariomycetes; Glomerellales; Glomerellaceae
Exons: 5
Coding region: 1-819 (272 amino acids)
Source: RefSeq, a predicted model, not a curated record
AUGGACGACAAGGCCGGCAUUGCUGUCGCACUUAUGAAAACCGAUAUCAAGAACCCUGUUAAACCUCAAUACGACCGCGUUAUCUUAGUCUUUACAGGCGCUGAAGAACGCAGCAAGAUGGCCCUUGCGAUGUCCGAUUAUCUUAACCGCGCUGAGAAGCAUCAGCCUGCCUUACCAGCUGGGUGGGAAACACGAACUGCAUGGUUUCAGACAAAGACCAACGUUCUGGGCCAGGCAGCGCCCCACGAAAGCUGGUACAAGAACCUUCGACCUACCAAAGAGCUCACCGUGGCAACUGGAGAGUCUUUAGCAGCAGAAGUCGCCAGGGUUGGCAGAGGUUCUUUCGUGGACGUCUUCCAGGUCGCGCCCUGCGAAGAUAAUGAUGUCUGGGAUUUCAUCAAUGCAUUACCCAAUAUCAAUGUCUACCAUAUUUUCUUUGGUUAUAAUUCCCGACAAGGUAUCGCCACCGACGAUAUGACCCGAGCGAGUAGACUAGCUCUAUCACAGAGGCAAGUUCAGUUUCACAAGACCCUACAGGCCCGCCUCAGCGACAAACAUCCCAGCGCUCGGGUGAUUUUUACCCAGAACACCGGCCUCAUCAUCCUAGCCAACAAGUACGCAGAAAAAGCGACGAAACUCCAGCAGAUACCCGCUUCACCUAAGGAUUUCAUGACUCAAGUCGUGUCUGCUCGAUUGAAGAAGACGACUCUGCGAGUACAAAUUCUGAAGAUGCUGGAGAGUGCUGUUUCAAAUCAACAGUUUGCACAGGACUCGCCAAGAUGCAGGUCAGACCUUUCGGUCAGCCCGCGCGAAGUCUAG